AUGGCAGCUCACGCCACCGCCGCCGCCGCCGCGCCUCUUCCGCCGCCAUCGGAGCCGACGGCCGCCUUCGGUACGAAGCCGCCGCCUAGUCCGCCGCCGCCGCCGCUUUCGGCCGACGAGUCCGACGCGCCGCCAAAGAAGCGGAAGCUGGAGGAGUUGGGGUUUCACGACUCGCCCUACUGCAGGAUCAGAGAAGCUGUCGCCAACCUCCGCGGCCGCUUCCUUCAGGUUUGCCAAGCUACUGAUUCCCAAAAGAAAGCUGCUGCUCUCGAGAUCCUGAAAGAGAUAAAAGUUGUCAUGGAAUUAUCCAAGAAAAUGCGGCUUGAUAUCUCUGCUGCUGCUGAGCCUGCUAAACCAUCAGACAUACCUGCAGUUAGAGAUGUCACGAACAAACCUGCAGGAAAAGUUCCAUCUGGAGGGAAGAAUCAAGUGCCCCAGAUUGGCCAGGAUAAAGGCAAGAAGGUACCACUCAAGCCUGUAAGCUCGCAGACUCCUGCCGUGGGGAUUCGUCGAAAAGCCAAUCCAAGUGACACGGCAAACCAUGGCAAUCAGCUGCUGGGCGGGCGCUUGCAAGGGUCUUACGUCGUUGGUGGAUCUCCCAUGGGCUGGAAUUUUCUCAUGUGGCCUGGAGGUAAAGCAGUCUACUAUGGCUUGACCAAAGCAGAGUGGUUGGCACGUCAAGCUGCAGAGUGA
Triticum turgidum subsp. durum (durum wheat) is the source of this 693-nucleotide messenger RNA. Lineage: Eukaryota; Viridiplantae; Streptophyta; Magnoliopsida; Poales; Poaceae. The record is from the annotation of a GenBank genome assembly.